Molecule: messenger RNA, 7210 nt
Organism: Dunckerocampus dactyliophorus (ringed pipefish)
Lineage: Eukaryota; Metazoa; Chordata; Actinopteri; Syngnathiformes; Syngnathidae
Product: NUAK family SNF1-like kinase 1
Exons: 7
Coding region: 193-2151 (652 amino acids)
Biological process (GO): protein phosphorylation; intracellular signal transduction; microtubule cytoskeleton organization
Cellular component (GO): cytoplasm
Molecular function (GO): protein serine/threonine kinase activity; ATP binding; tau-protein kinase activity
Source: RefSeq, a predicted model, not a curated record
GUUGGAACGACGAGGCUCCGCCCACCGGGACCCCUUAGCUCUCCCCUGUUGCUCUGUUUUUGGGGGUAGUUUAAAACAGCAACUGAGUUGCCUUUCAGUAAUCUUUGUAUUCACUACUUUUGUCACUUCGAAGCGUUUGAAUGGGCAGUGUGCAGGAGUGUGUCGCCUUGCACCUACAGGUGCGUACACAAGAUGGGUAGACGUGAGGGGGACAGCAGAGGCGCAGUGAAUACCGGUGAACGCUCGGAGCUCGGCUGUCUGCAGGACUCUCCUCGGCUUGGCGGACGCCAUCCGUGCAGGUUGGAGGUAGCGGACAUGGAUGCGGCUAGCCGGCCACCGAUGGAGAUGAAGAAGCACCAGCACAAGCACAACUUGAAACACCGCUAUGAGCUGAUGGAGACGCUGGGGAAGGGCGCCUACGGAAAAGUGAAGAAGGCAGUGGAGAGAGUAAGCCUGAAGACGGUGGCCAUCAAGUCGAUCCGUAAGGAGCACAUCACAGACGACCUGGACAGAAUUCACAUCCAGAGGGAGAUUGACAUUACUUCUUCGCUCAGGCAUCCCAACAUCAUACACUUCCACGAGGUGUUCGAGAGCCGGGAUAAAAUUGUGAUCGUGAUGGAGUACGCCAGCAAAGGAGAGCUAUACGAUUACAUUCUGGAGAAGAGGAAACUUUCAGAAACAGAAGCCAGAAGCAUCUUCAGGCAAAUCACAUCAGCUGUACACUACUGCCACAAGAAUGGUGUUGUGCAUCGAGACCUCAAGCUGGAGAACAUUCUUUUGGAUGCAGAUCUGACCGUAAAGCUCGCUGACUUUGGCCUUUCCAAUCAGUACCAGAGAGGCUCUCUGCUGCAGACCUAUUGUGGAAGCCCACUUUAUGCCUCCCCAGAGAUAGUGACUGGGCUGCCCUAUCAGGGACCAGAGGUGGACUGCUGGGCGCUGGGUGUGUUGCUGUAUGUGCUGGUGUACAGCAGUAUGCCAUUUGAUGGAAUCAGUCACUCUGUGCUUACAGAGCAGAUAUGCCAAGGUCACUACCGAAGACCUAACCUCCCCUCAGACGCUUGUGCUCUUAUCGACUGGUUGUUGACAGUGCGUGUGGAUGAGAGGGCCACCAUCGAGGAUGUAGCCAACCACUGGUGGGUGAACUGGGGUUAUGAGGAGAGUGUGUGUGACUGCACUUCAUCCGCACACCCAGACUGCCCCUCCCCAUUGCUGGCUCGCUACAUCGACUGGCAGAGUCGGGCUGUCAACAGUAUGCCUGCUGACCCAGGGUGCCUCUCUUUGGAGUUCACCCGCUGUCCCCCCCAUGCCCGUUACUUCAGCUUGCCUCUUAGGAGUGAGCGAGGAGGAGGAGGAGGAGGAGGAGCAAGAGUGCGCGGAGGAACGGUCAGUGUCAGAAAAUCUCGCAAGGAGAACGCUAUUCCUCAGACUGCACAAGGACCAUGUGGUAGUACAGCAGCUUCUUGCUCCAUCUCCACCGUGGAAAGAAAGAAACCCAAAAGUAUUCUCAAACCUCAGAAGAGUUUUGACUUUUUUAUGCAAAGCACGCCAAAGGAAAGUCCUCACCUCUUUUAUCAAACACAUGCACUUGCCCACUCACAUGCUGAUGUCCUGUCCACCAGUACGUUCAGCCAGCCCUCGUCUAAAAUGACAAAGAAGGGUAUACUUAAAAACCUGUAUGAAGGGGCAUCAGGUUAUGACUCCUCCAAAGCGGGAGUCAAAGACAGCGAUGUGGGUGACUUGUGUGCUAACCAACAGCCCACUUGCGUCCAGGCAGCAGAUGACAGUCCAACCCUGCGUACAGAAGCAGUGAGAAGACGAAAGGGUAUUCUCAAACGUAACGGCAAGUUCUCACAAAGCCUGGACCUUCCGGAUGCACACCUCUCAUUGCCAUCUUCUGAUCAAGCAACAUUCCCAGAAGCUCUGCAGCAGUUCUUCCAAGACAACGUGGGUGCCGAAGGUCACCAAAACCGCCCUUCCAGCGUGGUGAGCGAGGAUAGUCUUUUCUCUUGUGACUCCUUUGACCUGCUGGACCUCAGCGCACAAUCACGUCGUAGGUUUUUUCUCCAGGGCAUGCACCAUAGCACAUGUAAGUCAGAGGAGGACCUGAGAGCUGGGGCGGGUGAAAAUGAAGGACAAGCAUCCAAAUGGUGAUGCCCCACAUCAGCACUUUCCUGCUCAAACAGUUCUUCCAUCUUUUAGAUUAGACUUACUGAAGUGCAUUGUGAGUGUGUGUACACAUUGAUUAUUGUACUGUUGAUGUAAAGCACUUGAAACACUGGCAAUUUCACUGAGAUCUUUACAUUUCUAAAGAUUGGACCCAAAUGCAGCAAUUUUUGUCUUUAUGUUUGUGUAGGCAUUACGCCUACUUCCUGUUUAAAUGACUUUGAACUGCAGGUUUUGAGUGCAUGCCGACAUAUGAUUUCUCACACACACAAACAACAUAUGAACAACUUUUUGUUUGUUUUGGUAUGAAGUCGUUUGUUCGAAAGUGUCCUGACACAUUGCUGAACCCUACAUCCUAAUGGCCAUAGCUCUCUCACCUGGCGUAGAGAAGAUGAAUUGCAGUGGCUCCAUCUUCACCAGGUUCAGCACAUCCGUGCUUGAUUUUGUUUUGUUGAUUGAGAGAGCAAUACAAGCAGCAGGUGGCAUUAUAUUUGUUCUUAAACAUGCUGUACUGCAUAAGAAAUUAUUAUUUUUGAUUUUUUUAUUUGUUGUAUUGCUAAAUGUUUAUGUCAGCACUCGGCCAGUUUGUUAUUGUUUUCACUGUGGUUCUUCAGUUGGGGCAUCAGUGGCCCAGGCUGUUUGUGAUUAUUUAAAGCUGCAAUAAUAUAAGAAAUGAGUCUACACUUUUGGUGAUUUGGAAAAUAUUUUUCCCAAGUCAAAUAUAUUUAUUGAGAUCGUUCUUUAUGUGUGACCACAUUUGGGUAAAAGGUCUGGGUAAAAGCCUUGAAUGCAAUACGUUUUUGUUUUAAAUGGCUCUAAUGAAGAGAGUGCAUUGACGUUACAUCCAUUGUUUCACUGGAAUGAGGUAUUUUAAUUCUCCCAACUUCCAUUAAAAGUUUGAUAUAAAAAAAAAAACUGUCUUCUUCCCUUCAUAACACCUAAUAUUAAACAACUCCAAGAUAAAGCUAAGCAAAGCUCCCAACAAGGUCAUCUUUCACUUAUAGAGUCUGUUGACUUAUGAAAAUGAAGUCCUGUUAUAAUGUGAGACAUACUUUAUGGAUACUUAAAUAGAACAGGGGUCUCAAACUCAAUUACCUGGGGGCUGUUGAAGGUAGAGUCUGGGUGAGGCUGGACCGGUCACGUGGUGGCACACGGACUGUUAACUGGAUUCCAAGAUGCAGAGAGACACCGGUGGCAAUUUACAAUAUUUAGUACGUAGUCGUGGUACAGAAAGUUCACAGUCCAAAAACAAUACCCGGGCACACCCGUGGGGAAAAAGACAACUAAAGGCGCUGCACAAAAUAACUGGCAGGAGCAAAGCACAAAAAUACAAAAACUAAGGUAAAAUGUGAAAAAACAGAAACUACACAAAAACAAGAACUAAGCUAGAUCUUCAGCCAAGGGCAAAAACGUGACAAAAGCAUGGCAAAGCAAAAACAUAAAACCAAGAACUGAGGACAGAUAACAUUAGCGUGAAACAGGAGCUAGGUCAGAACUUAAUACUCACAGGAACUAAGGCAGGCCAGAACAAUGCAGGAUAAGCAACGGCAGAACAUGAGCAUGGAACGUCACAACAAGAGAAGACAAUCUGGCAAUUGACUAAGCGUGGAGCACAGGUCUAAAUAGUCCAACGAAGGUUGAGAACAGGUGUGUACAGGAACUCCUCCCCUAGGUAGGCAGGUGCGCUGCAACAAAAUACCAUUAGAUGACAGCAGAGCAGCAACACAACUAUGACAGGACCACAUCAAGUAUUGGGAGUAGUGCUGAGACUCUCAGGGUCCCUCACAAGAUGAUACAAUUUGCAUCUUGAUACGGUGAUAGGGUGAAACAAAACAAUAAAUAAAUAUUUUCAUAGUUUGUUUUUUGCUGCAUUCAGCUGGGAUAGGCUCCAGCUUACCCAUGAUCCUUAUGAGGACAAGUGGUAUAGAAAAUUGAUGUAAUUUUUGUAGCAUAUUUUAACCAGAAUACAACCAGCAAUGCUGCAAAAAAUGAGGCUGUGUAGUGCAACAUAAGUGUAAAUAGGAUUUCACUUUAGGUGUCUGACAAACAGUAAAGCUAUUUUAAAGUAAUUUAGGAAACAAAUCUGUGUAGUAUGGUAGCAUUGGGGUCACAUGGUGGCCUUGUGGUUAGCAUCUUGGCCCCACAGUGAGGAGAUCUGGAAGAUCUGGGUUCAGAUCUCCAUUGGCCAUCUCUGUGUGGGUGUUUGCAUGUUCUCACUGGAAAGAGACAGAGAAUGUAAAACCUAAACUAAACACACGUCUCUUGAUUGAACAAUUCGGCAUUCAACAGUUCUCUUAAUAGACCAAGUUUCUCAGAGAGUGUGGUGACGAACGAGGUUGCUGUGCAUGCCUGUCGUGCUGCCCAUGUGCCGUAUUUUUUUACUGCAAAAUCAGCAUUGUCUCAUCCAUGCUAUAAAAGCCAAAGAUUCAAGAUUCAAAGUGUUUAUUGUCAUGUGCACAGUAAAGAAACACGUUUCCCUGUACAAUAAAAUUCUUACUUUGCUGUCCACUCAGAAUACCAGAAUAAAAAAAGUGUGUAAAAAUAGAUAAGGCAAAAGUAAAAUAAACAAGAUAAAUAUUAAGGCAUAAAAAUGGUAUAUACAAAUGAAAGAGCUGUGUGCUGUGCAAAAAGAGUAUUUCAAGUAUUCAGGUUGGUAUUAAAGUGUCUGUGGUGUAAUGUUCCAUCAGCUGUUUAAGAGUCUGAUGGCAGUGGGGUAGAACGAGUUCUUUAGAUGGUUUGUCCUACAUUUUACACUCCAGUACCUCCGUCCUGAGGGCACAAGUGUGAACAGUCCAUGUUAUGGGUGGGUGCGGUCCCUGAUGAUGGAGGUAGCUUUCCUGUGGACUCUGCAGUGGUAGAUGCUCUACAGAGCGGGCAGUGGGGUCCUAAUGAUCCUCUAAGCAGUCUUAACCACUCUCUGCAGGCGUUUGCGGUCCAUGGCUGUAGGGCUGCCGUACCACACAGUGAUGCAGUUGGUCGAGAUGCUCUCCAUUGUGCAGCUGUAGAAGUUGCUGAGGAUCUUAGUCGACAUUCAAAACUUCCUCAGCCUUCUUUGCCAGCUGUGUGGUGUUGAGUGUUCAUGUGAAGUCCUCAGUAAUGUGGACCCCGAGGUACUGAAAGCUGCUCACCCGCUCCACUUCAAGCUCCCGGAUGAAUAGUGGCUGAUGAGGUCUCCUCUCAUGUCCACUAUCAUCUCCUUUGUCUUGUCUGUGUUGAGGGUGAGGUUGUUGUCCUUGCACCACGCCACCAGACUCACUACCUCCAUCCUGUAGGCCACUUCAUCCCCCGCGGUGAUGCAUCCUAUCACUGCAGUGUCAUCGGCAAACUUCAGGAUGACAUUGUCCUUGAGGGAGGCGACGCAGUCAUGCAUGAACAGGGCGUAGAGGAUGGGGCUGAGGACACAUCCCUGUGGCGUUCCUAUGUUGGUGGUGAUGCUGGCUGAUGUCCUGUUACCAAUCCUGACAGACUGGGGUCUGCCAGUCAGAAAGUCCAGGAGCCAGUCACACAGUCACACAAACCAAGUGCAGGCAGUUUGUGGGGGAUGACCGUGUUGAAGGCGGAGCUGUAGUCCACAAAAAGCAUCCUGGUGUAGGAGUCUUUUUUUUCCAGAUGGGACAAGGAAUGAUGGAGAACAGCUGUGAUGGAAUCUGAGGUGGAUCUAUCGGGCCGGUAGGCAUACUGCAGGGGGUCCGCGAUGCUGCUCUGAAUGUAAAAGUGAAAGUGAGUCAACACUUUUGAUUUUAACAAUGUUAGUGGAUCUUUCCAUUUAACGUCACCAGCCGAGUCCACUAUUACGUACAGUUUGCUUGUUUUUUCAUCUUCUUUUUUCAUUUCUUCUUCUUCUGUAGUUUCCGCCCAAUUUUCUGCCGCUUUGGCGAGGAGCUCCUCCUAGAUGACAUGUAGCAUGGUGACUCAAUUCACUGAGAAGACAUGGUGAUAGAAGUUUAUAGCGGCUAUAUUUUAAGAAUAAUUAAAAAACGAUACAUGGCAAGAGUGUGUCGACAAUUCAUAGCAGGAUUUAAUAUCGCAAUAGUUCAAGAUUCAAGAUUCAAGAGUUUUAUUGUCAUAUGCACAGUGAAACAGGUAGUUCUGCUAUGCAAUGAAAUUCUUGUUCUGUUCAUUCUCCCAACAAAGAAAGAAAACAAGAAAAUGAAUAAGAACAUCAGAAACAUAAAUACCAACAAAUUAAGCAACAGCAACAGAAGAGACAUUAAUACAAAUAAAUAAAUAAAUAGUGCUAUGAGUGUGUGCGUGUGUUGCGUGCAGCGUGUGUGAGUGCUUCGUUGAGGAGCCUGAUGGCUUAUGGGUAAAAGCUGUUUGCCAGCCUUGUGGUCCUGGACUUCAAACUCCUGUAGCGUCUGCCUGACGGUAGGAGUGUGAAUAAUGAGUGUUGUGGAUGUGUGCUGUCCUUGAUGAGGUUGUGUGUUCUGCGUAGGACUCUAGUUUUAUAAAUGUCUUGCAGUGAGGGGAGGGCUGCCCCAACAAUGUUCUGUGAGGACUUGAUUACCCGCUGCAGUGCCUUCCUAUCACGUGUUGUACAGUUACCGUACCAAACAGUGAUGGAGGCGGUAAGGACACUUUCGAUAGUGCAUCUAUAGAAGCAGCUCAGGAUUUUAGUGGACAUGCCAAAUUUCCUCAGUCUUCUCAAGAAGUACUGUCUCCUUUGGGACUUUUUCAUAAUUUGUUGGGUGUUGUGAGACCAGGUGAGGUCCUCGCUGAUGUGUAUGCCAGGGAACUUGAAGGUUUUCACCCUCUCCACCUCAGUCUCAUCAAUAAACAGGGCUUUAUGCGGUUCCUUGUCCCUUGUUCUUGGGUCAAUGAUCAUCUCUUUUUUUAGUUUGAUAUAUAUAGGUGUUUUGUCACACACCCGACAUGCAUUGUGGUAUUUGGUUUGUAAAACGUUGUGUGUUUAGAGUUAACAUAGCCUUUUUAUUAUUCCCCAUAGUAGUAGUUGCGUUAUGUGUGUUUACUUACCUGCUAUGUGCUGUCAUUUUUGUGUUAGUGUUCUGUAAGUGUGCUGUCAUUUCUCUAUGUAUAACUGAUAGUU